AUGAAGUCAUUCCCUGACCCACGACGCAAUUCUUCUCCCACCCACCCCCUCCCCCAAAUAAAGAGAGCUCAAAACAGAGCAGCCCUCGGGUAUCCCCUUCUCCUCUACCUCCGGCGGCUGCCGCUGUCUCCUCCCUCCGGCUCCGAGGUGGGGACUCCAGAAGGUCCCGGGCAAUUCCGAGCCCGGGCGGUGCUUGUUUUGCCUGUGCACGGUAGCUCCGGCCAGCCGCUUCCUUCCCCAGUCUGCACGAACUGGAGCGCUACAGGGAUCCCGGGGGCCAAGGAGGGAGCCCGGGUGGCGACGCCGCCGCGGCCGCCGCCUCUGAAACCCGGGGCCGACACGGGGGCUCCUCGGACCGCGCAGUGUGCGUGUCAACAGCCGCGGGAGCCCUUCCUCCAGACCGCCGGGAAGGGCGGGCUGCCGGCAGAGCGCCGGCCCCGCUGGGUGACAGCCGCCCUCCCGAGUGCCGGCGGGAAGGGGCCGAGCCCGGAGGAUCCUCCCUCCCCCUGCGGCCCAGGGAUGCGGCGCGGCGUCCCCCAGACUGCAGGUUCCCGCUCUCCGCCACUACCCACUAGCCCGGGCUCCCGGAGGGGGCGGUCCGGCGCCCUCCGCCCGCGCCACCACCCGCAGCGUCCCCUUUCCCGCCCGCCUGCCCAGAGGCCCCCACCCCGGGGGCUGACACUCACCAAAGCCGGCGGCGCCGCCGCCUCCUUCUCACGCCGCGAUCUCUGGGCUCCCCGCAGCCGCGGCGGCGGCGGCGCCUCCAAGACACAGACCCGGGUUUGUUCAAAAUCACGCGCCCAGCGCCAUUCCACCGCCGCAUCCCAUAAUACGCUGGGCCCUCCCCUCCCGCGCGCCCCUCUCCGCCCGCCCCUCCACUCUGCCCGCCCCGCCUCCACGGCUUCCUUCUCCCCGCCCUUUCCGCGGCGCCUUGCCCCGCCCCUUGGCAACCCUAGCUAG
Orcinus orca (killer whale) is the source of this 960-nucleotide messenger RNA. Its product is annotated as basic proline-rich protein-like. The record is from RefSeq and is a predicted model, not a curated record. The transcript has 3 exons. NCBI's taxonomy places the organism in Eukaryota, Metazoa, Chordata, Mammalia, Artiodactyla, Delphinidae. The coding region runs from base 1 to 960 and encodes 319 amino acids.